AUGAGGUUGAAACUAAAAUCCGAAUGCGGUGUGUCCACAGUAAAGGUUGACCCUGAGAUAUUGUUUCAGGACUUUGUUGCAGAUAUAAAAGCGAACACUGACCUACAUACAGAUACAUCAGAGUCAAUUUGUGUGAUCAAAACUGGAUUCCCACCAAAACCAAUUGACUUAGCUUAUGGUCCAAAGACAACGUUACAGGACAAGAAUGUGAAAGAUGGGGAUCAACUAAGUAUUACGUUUGCCUCGAAUAAGCGUCCAUUAUCACCGGACCUGAAUUCAAACACCAACUGUACGCCACUCAAUGGCUUUGAACUGAUGGCACCUACUGCGACAAACAAAAAACGAGACUUGAAGGACGACAUUCCUGCAGUGUACAUAGAACUGGAGAAUAAGUACUUGAUACUACGAAACAUUCCUGAUGAUAACUCGUGUUUGUUCAACUCGAUAUCAUACGCAAUAUCAGGACACGAUUCGUACACUACUUUCUCGCCCCCUCAGGAGCUACGUAAAGUGGUAGUCGAAUAUGUGAACAGGGAUCCAGCUUUGUAUUCCGAAACUGUGUUAGGUCGACCUCGAGAGGAGUACUGUCGAUGGAUCUUGAAGAAGGAUAGUUGGGGUGGUGCAAUUGAAUUGGGGAUCUUGGCGGACUGGUAUGACGUUCGAAUCACUUGCAUUGACAUUGAGCUGGGAAAUUUUAUCCAGAUAGAGAAUGAAGAGAAAAAGCCAUCCAGAUUUAUUAUGUUGAUCUACAGUGGAAUCCAUUAUGAUGUGUUGGCACUGAGCAACGAAAUUUCAACCAAGAAUAAGGAAAAUGAUGAAUGUGUAUUUCAAAUUGGCGACGAUAGAGAGAAACCCAUUGUUGAUGCCGCGAAGAAGUUGUGUAAAUUGUUGCAAGAGAAGGACUAUAGUACAAACACCACGACCUUUAGAGUACGUUGUUUGGAUUGUUAUCUGAUCUUAGUGGGAGAGCUUGGUGCAUCUAAACAUGCCGAACAGACUGGGCAUUUGAAUUUUGGCGAAGUAAAGAAAAAGUAG
Lodderomyces parapsilosis is the source of this 1035-nucleotide messenger RNA. RefSeq names its product ubiquitin-specific protease. The record is from RefSeq and is a predicted model, not a curated record. The coding region runs from base 1 to 1035 and encodes 344 amino acids. Gene Ontology annotation, cellular component: nucleus; cytosol. Lineage: Eukaryota; Fungi; Ascomycota; Pichiomycetes; Serinales; Debaryomycetaceae. The transcript has a single exon. Gene Ontology annotation, molecular function: cysteine-type deubiquitinase activity. Gene Ontology annotation, biological process: protein deubiquitination; endoplasmic reticulum unfolded protein response.